GUGAAGAAAUGAAAGUGAACUUGUGUCUGUGAUCGAUGUUGUUGUGACGCUGUUAAUACCGUGUUAAUUUUAUUUAAAAACACGGUAAUGCGUCUUUUAACGGUCGUCCGCUGAAGAUAUGACGCUCUGCGUGGCGCUCACGUGCUGAUCAGCGUAAACACUCGGUGAACUUCUGUCACUGGCUGUUAUUUUAGAUCUUCUUUUAACUGCAAUGGAGUCUCUGUCAGGAAACUAUAUUUCUCAGCUGAACGAGUAUCAGCAGAAGACUCAGUGCACCGUGGAGUAUGAGGAGGGAUCCACAGAUGGACCGAGCCACAACAAGACGUUCACUAUGAGGGCUAUUAUUAAUGGACAGCGGUAUCCUGAGGGCACUGGGAAAUCCAAGAAAGAGGCAAAACAAAAUGCUGCCGAGAACGCCCUUAAUGGCAUAAAAAACACUCGAAAUACUGAAACUACAACAUCAUCUGUUCAAAACACUCCCAACAAUAUGACUGUAUCUCAGAGGAAUUAUAUUUGCUGGCUCAAUGAAUAUUCACAGAAGAGCAAGUUGCUAUUCAAGGCUCGCGAGUCCACAAAGAUGGAUCCAGGAAAUGCCACUCAAUUGUGUACUUAUGUUUGUAAGUAUGUUUGUGGUGAUCAAGAGUUUCCUGAGGCUUAUGGAAAAAAUAAGAAAGAUGCUAAAGAAGCAGCGGCAAAAUGUGUUUAUGAAGAGCUGCUCAAAACACAAGAUGUAGAGGCCUUUGACAACAACAGCAAUCGAACACAGCGGUCAGAGGUUAGUGCUAGCCUGGACCGUGCCAGUUUGAGUUUUGUUGAUGAAUCUCGAAGCUCCACGCCUGACAGCAACUACAUAGCACGUCUCAAUGACUACAGCCAGAAAUAUAAACGUGCACAUGAUUUCAAAUUAGUGGAGAAACGAGGCCCUCCUCACAAUCCUGAGUUUGUAUAUAAAGUUGUCAUAGACGGGAAGGAAUACCCUGAAGGACAAGGAAAGAGCUCAAAAGAGGCAAAGCAACAUGCUGCUCAGCGCGCUUGGAGCGAGAUUAGUGAGCAAUCUGGAUGGACCACACAGAGUUCUGAAGAUGACAGCUCUUUACAAACUCAAGAGACAUCUAAAUCUCAGGAUGCACAGCACUCCUCAAAAAGCUCGUCUGAAACUCCCAGCUCAAGUUCUUCCAUUGUCUUCAAAGACUCAUCUGCUGUCAGUUCUCCUAUGGCCAUAAGUCCUAGUGUGAGUCCACUGGAUGUGAAGCCGAAAAUAAAAUUAGCACCAAAUUUUAAUCUGGCACCAAAUGGCCUGGCCGGGAGUAGAGAGAUUGGUCCUAACAUGAAUGUACAAAAACCAGCAAAGCCAUCUGGAGGUCAAACUUCAAACCAAGUUACAAAGUCAAGGUUUUUAGAAGACUUUGACUCAAUAAAUCCAAUUGGCAAAGGUGGCUUCGGCCGUGUUUUCAAGGCAAGACGAAAACUUGAGAACACGUAUUAUGCUGUGAAGAUAGUGAAGAGUACAAAAAAAGCUCGUCGUGAGGUCGGUGCUUUGGCUAAGUUUAAUAACGCCAACAUCGUCCGCUACUACACAUGUUGGGUCGAGGACACAUCGUACAGACACGAUUCUUCAGAGAGCUCCAGCCACUCAGAUUCUGGCAGUGACCCGGGAACAAAGUACCUCUACAUUCAGAUGGAGCUUUGUGAGGGAGACACGCUUCGUGCCUGGAUUGAUAAAAAUAACUCUUCAAAUGUUGAUUAUCCAGCGAGGAGGACGGAUGCAGCACAGAUCAACAGGCAGGUGCUGAAUGCCGUGGAGUACAUUCACAAAGAGGGCUUGAUCCACAGAGACCUGAAGCCUUUGAACAUAAUGUUCAGCAGUGAGCGAAAAAUAAAAGUUGGAGACUUUGGUCUCGUGACCGCAGCAGAAAAUGAAAAUGAUGAGCAACUGCUGGAACGAACCAAAAGGACAGGAACCCGUAUUUACAUGAGCCCGGAGCAGGCGACUCAAACAUCAUAUGACAGAAAGGUGGAUAUAUACGCUCUGGGUCUCAUUUAUUUUGAACUCAUCUGGAAUCUCUUCACGUCACAUGAAAAGAAAAAGAUUUGGGAAGAUAUAAGAAGUAGGGAUUUUCCACCACAGUUCUCCAAGAAAUUUAACUUUGAGCACAAGCUCAUAGAUCGAAUGCUGAGUCCCAGUCCUGAAGAGAGACCAGACGCCUCAGAGCUGAUCAGAGAGCUGGACCGAUAUAACAUCCUGAAUGCAGAUAAAGACAACAGGACGAUUUAAUGAGAUCUCAUCUCUUGAAUGCCUUUAUAAUAAUAGCAGUUGCUUAAACUGUAACAUUUAAGGUGAAGCAUUUAGCAGAUGAUGCAUCUUAAAAUUUCACAUGGCAAGUGUGCAAUUCUAAAAACAACUACAAGGGGUAAGUUGAUGUAAAAAAACAACAAAAAUAACAUUUUGUCAUCAGUUACUCAUCCUUAUACCGUUAUUCUGUGGAAAAUAUGUAACAGAAUGUCUGCUAUGUUCUGUAGAACACAAAAGAAAGAAAAACAGAAGUGCAAAAAGGUAUCAAAUCAGUUUAUCUUGUGUCUAACACUUCUUUCGGAUCAUGCUGUUGUAUUACUGUAAUUCAGUCUGUAUGUUUACAUGAAUUAUCAUGUCAAGAAUCAACGGUUGGCACAUUGUUGUUUGACUCGGUUUCAAUUUACAUGAAUUUCCUUUGGAACAGAAGUUGAAUCCAUUAGCUGUCAGUCUUUAUUGUGAACCACUGUAUUGCAUAAUAUUCUGUAACAAUAAAUCAUGAGCUUUUAA
Messenger RNA from Onychostoma macrolepis, 2800 nucleotides. It is a transcript of the gene eif2ak2, whose product is annotated as eukaryotic translation initiation factor 2-alpha kinase 2. The record is from RefSeq and is a predicted model, not a curated record. The transcript is spliced from 19 exons. NCBI's taxonomy places the organism in Eukaryota, Metazoa, Chordata, Actinopteri, Cypriniformes, Cyprinidae. Gene Ontology annotation, biological process: protein phosphorylation. Bases 212 to 2275 code for a protein of 687 amino acids. Gene Ontology annotation, molecular function: ATP binding; double-stranded RNA binding; protein kinase activity.